GCCCAUCAAGGAGAAAGUCCUCUGCAGUCCCGCCCGCCAGCGGUCGCCAGCGGUCGCCAUGAGGUUUGAGGAAAUCCUGGACGACGUCGGCGGCUUCUCCACCUUCCAGCUUUUAGUUCUGAGCAUCCUUUGCCUCCCGCGGGCCAUCCUGCCACUCCACUUCCUGCUGCACAACUUUGUGUCGGCGACGCCCGCGCACCGCUGCGCCCCCGGGCCCGGGCCCCCGGACUGGAGCCCACCGGACGCCCGCAGCUCGUGCGCCAUCGACGAUGGCUCGACGAGUGGAAACCUGAGCGGCCGGCGCAACCGCACCGGCCUUUGCCCUCACGGCUACAUCUACGACCGCUCCGAGUUCGCCUCUACCACUGCCACCGAGUGGGACCUAGUGUGCGAGGACCGAAGACUGAACCAGGCGCUUGCCACCUAUUUCUUCCUGGGUGUCACUUUUGGCGCCGUCCUGUUUGGUUAUCUCUCCGACAAGUUCGGCCGAAAGUCGAUGCUGGUAGCAGCUUUGUUGGGCACCACCCUGCUGGGCGCCACGUCGGCCUUCGCCAGCUCAUACGCCAUGUUCGCCGUGUCGCGUGCGCUGAGCGGCGUGACUCUGAGCGGCAUGUCCAUCAUCGGCACGGUUCUGGGUGUAGAGUGGACGGACGUGAAGCAUCGCACCUUGACGGGCACGCUCAUCAGUCUGUCGUGGAGUGCGGGCAACAUGCUGCUGGCGCUGCUGGCGUAUGCCGUCCGAGACUGGCGCCACUUGAUGCUGGCGGUAACGGCGCCGUGCCUACUGGCUUUGCUCGGCUGCUGGUGGCUGCCCGAGUCGGCCCGUUGGCUGCUCGCCAACGGCAGGACCGCCGAGGCCCGCGACUGCCUGCUGCGCUGUGCCAAGAUGAACCGGAAGAAUGGCGCCAGACUCCAACCCGAGAUCUUGGAGAAGGCGGCGGUUUCCGACGCGGCUGAUGAGACUCAUUCCUACCUGGACCUGCUCAAGACGCCCCGGCUGAGGAAGAUCACGCUGGUCUCGGGAUUCUCCUGGUUUUCCGUGGCCCUCCUGUACUACGGCAUCAGCUUCAGGAUCUCGGGCUUGGGCGUCAACGUCUACCUCACGCAGUUCAUCUACGGUGCCAUUGAAGUGCCCGCUAAAGUUCUGGCCUACUUUGUUCUGGACCAAAUGGGGCGACGCAACGGUCAGGCGGGCUUUCUGAUUGCCACGGGUGGGCUCAUAGCCAUCAACGCAGCCGUCCCACUGGACUUGGCCGUGCUUCGGACCUGCGUGGCCGUGGUGGCCAAGGGCUUCUCUGAGGCGGCGUUCACCACCGCCUUCCUCUACUCGGCAGAGCUUUUCCCCACUGUCCUCCGGCAGUGUGGCAUGGGUUACACGUCGUGUCUGGGUCGCAUCGGGAGCUCGGUGGCCCCGAUGAUCGCGCUGCUGGAGGACGCCUGGCUCUUCCUGCCGCCGCUCGUCUUCUCCGCCACGGGGAUACUCGGCGGCAGCCUCGUCUUCCUGCUGCCCGAGACGCUGGACGUGCGCCUGCCCGAGAACAUUCUGGACAUUGAGGAGGGAAGGCACAGGGAGUCGGAGCCCGGCGAGCUCUCCAACGGUCUGGAGAUGAGCGCCCGUGGCGCGCCCCUGGCCGAUGAGCGCAUUGCGAGAGCGACGCAAGCGGCCAACGAUGGGCCAUUUUGAUGGGCUCAUUGGCGCCAAAAGGCAGACGAAUCCAAUUCCAAUCCCCCGUGCACGCAAGCAUUUCCCCAUUUCAACACGUUGGAAAUAAAACGACAUUUUCAAGUGGG
Syngnathus typhle (broad-nosed pipefish) is the source of this 1791-nucleotide messenger RNA. RefSeq names its product solute carrier family 22 member 7a (gene slc22a7a). Gene Ontology annotation, biological process: transmembrane transport. Lineage: Eukaryota; Metazoa; Chordata; Actinopteri; Syngnathiformes; Syngnathidae. The transcript is spliced from 9 exons. Gene Ontology annotation, molecular function: transmembrane transporter activity. Gene Ontology annotation, cellular component: membrane. Bases 59 to 1684 code for a protein of 541 amino acids. The record is from RefSeq and is a predicted model, not a curated record.